AUGACUUCUCCCGAUCCGGCGCGACUCCGUCACGGCCUUCAUCCCUUGACCACCACGCUCGGUGUCUUCAACAGCUCCCUGCAUUCGCCCAUAUCCGCAGUGUCCAUGAGCUCCAGUCACCUUCAGUCUGCCCAGACGCCCGGCAGUAGCACCAUUCAGCCUUACAACCCUCAGGAAUGGGGUCCUUCACAAGCUGCCGUCGCCGAGCGUCCAGUUCAAUUUGCAGGCGAAGCCCAAGUUGGACCACUUCCUCCCCCACCAUAUAGCCCCCCCAGGAGUCAGCAGCAGCGUCCGAUGAGUGUAUAUGAUUCCACCCCUGCUUCGACACCGCCGCCGAGGAUCAACACCGCAAUGCAUCGACCUUCUCCCGAACCACAACUAGCCAACCCAUCGUUUCCUCCUCCUCCAGGUGGCCGUGGCAACUCGCGCGAACGCCGUUUCGGUAUACCCACAUUGGCACGGCGAAGAGAUGUCGAGCAAGCAUCUAGUCCUCCUCAAACACAUAUGGCUCAUAAUCACCGACAGAGCAUGAUAAUACAACCUUCCUUUAAUCAGCAAAAUCCCGAGGCAGCGGCUGGCUUUCCCCACGGCCCACCGGCAGCUCGAAGGGCUGUUUCAGCCGGUGCUAUUGAGACGCCGACGUCGGCUCGUUCACGUUCGGCCUCCCAGACAAGAUGGGAACCAGGCAUGCCUCUCCCGCCACCACCUCCUGGACCUCCUCCGGCAUCUGGGAGGUCGCAAAGUGUUCAGAGUAUGGAUAGAAAUGUUGUCCCCAUCAUAUCUCCUCCGACAAGGCGCCGACCCCCAGCCGGCGUGACGAACCUCGGUCCUGUCCCCCCGACACCAGCAGAUUGGGUUGACAGCGACCAGCCAAAUGCGCCAGGCCGUGGACGCUCACCCGCAUUGACUGUGAACACAUCGGUGAACUCCAAUCCGCAGCUAGAAUCUGUGGCGUCCUCGUCUAGUCUCAUUAGUUUGAACCGGCAAAAAGCAGUACGCCACGACAAGACGAUCCUACAGAGACGAAACGAAAGUCGAAACCGACACAGCACUAGGGGUUCAGUUGAUGAGCGGAUCCGACCAGAAUCUAUGGCGGAUAUCGUGGUACCUAGCUCGAGCGAUCUUGCUCGGUCGACACUUAGCAAGUCAACACCUUUGACCGAUGCAUUUGGGCAAGAUUCUCGGGAUUCAACACCCAGGGCUCUGGGGUCGGGAAAGCUACCUCAAGUAGAAGCAGAAACCCCCCCGUUCUCCCCUAACGCUGCUAAGCAAGCGCAGUAUGCCAGCUCGAAAGCGGUUGCGCCCAAGGCUCUUCCUACUCCGCCUCCUCGAUCUGGAUCUGCUGCGUCAGUUUCGAGAGUACGGGAAUCGUCCCGGCCGCCAUCAGCUGGCCGUGCAGUUCCAAAGCACCUAGCUGUAACGCAGACUGCCGACCAGUUUGCGACUGACACAAUUGAGCGUUUCCGAGAUUUCGCAGCCAAGGAGUCGAGAGCCGCCACAGAUGCAGACAGGGUGCGCCUUUUCGCAGACUUUAUUGUCAAUGAGUCGAGGAUCCGACGAGAGCGAUAUUCGACUGCCAUCGGUGCUAUGGGCUCGGAGAUUUUUGACUUGACCCGAGACUUAUUCCGACCUAUGGCGACAGAAAGACGACCGUCAGGUACUUCGCAAGAUGGGUUGACGCCUGGAUUUUCUGAGCCGACACGCUCUCGUCGAGGAUCUGCCAGCUCUGCUUUUCAGGGGGAGAGCUCUCAGUCAGCCCCUGGCUCAGCCAAUGUCCCUGUAUCCCCAAAUGGAAAUAACCCGUCUAACGUCAACUGGGCUACCAACUACAUGCCCUCUCUAUCCCCGAUUCUCAGUAUGAGCGUGAGCGAAAACUAUGAGAACGGCAGCUCUCGAGGACGACCCCCGAGCCGUUGGUGGGAGACAGACUCUCAAGGUAACCCGUCUCACCUCGAACGAUCUAGGCGAGAAUCCAAGUACAUGGGUGUGACAAAGACGCAAUGGGUCGAGGAGGAUCAACCCCCAGCGGUCUAUGAAGACCAAGGCUCGUCGUCUGAAUACCCCCCCGAGAAGACGGGUUGGCAUGAUCAGUCAGAGGCCAGCUUAACCCCACAGCCCAGUGCCUUUUCCACAUCAACGUCUAACCUGGGUUCGAGUCCGUGUUCAACGGUCAACCGAGAGCACCUCGAUGUUUCCCGCCUUGUCACGAUGCCGCCCCCUUAUCCGAGGCACCAUCCGGCCGUCAACAAUAAUCAUCCUGAACUGACCUCGAUCCGAACUGCCGUGCGAGCAUUGAGCGAGUUGGAUGAAGUGACCAAGACAAAGGAAAAGUUUGAGACUGAGAGUACCCAACGCCGCGAGCAGUUUACCCAAGCGGCAUCUGAGCGUCGCCAGGCUUUGAGGACCAACCUACAGAAUGAGAUCAACUCUGGCAGUCUGAGCUACGCGGACGCAGCUGUCAUCGAAUCAGAUACGCAAACGGGCGAGAUUUCCAAGAAGAAGGAGCUCGAAAAGUCAGAAUACGAGCAAUUCCAAAACCAGGUGGUGCUACCCCUGAAUGAGUUGCUGAUGGGGCGCAUCUCGCGUGCUACAGAGCUGUUUGAUGAUCUGGCUCGUCACUUGAUUGACAAUGGACAAAUCGAUGCCGACAUGCCACAAGAGGAGGGCGAUGACAGACCAGAGCUGCUGGAAAAGCUGACCCUGCUCAAAUGGAUCUUCGAGGCGCGCGAAGGCCUCCAUCGAGCCAUCUACGAUCUGCUUUCUGAUCGCAACAGCCGAUACUGCGGUGUCGUACUGACUCCUUACCGACUUUCGGGCAAUACCGAGAAGCUCAAGUCAGCAGAGGCCUUUUUCGCAGAAGAUGCGGCCAAGCGCGAGUAUGCGUAUGCUCAUGAGGUUCUGGAAAGGGCACGAGAUUUCCGAGGUGUCGUUGAAAAGGCUGUGGAACGUGGGGUCGCACUGCAGCUGUCGGCGUUCUGGGACAUUGCACCUCCGCUCUGCGAACUGCUGGACAACAUCCCGGUGGAUCUGGAAGGCUUCAAUAUCCAGAUCCCAGCUGCCGAAUUUGAAGAGAACCCGUCGUAUCACGAGCAUCCUAUGCAGUACCUGUUCAGUCUGAUACUCCACGCCGAGAAGAGCACGUAUCAGUUUAUCGAAUCGCACACGAACCUGCUGUGCCUGUUGCACGAGGUCAAGGAAGCAGUGGUACAUGCCAAGGGCAAGGUGCUGGAGACUCAGACUCAGGAUGAGAACGGAAACCCAAUUCCAAAGGCGGACCGUGACGCGCGCGCACAGCACAUGCGACAGUCAGAAGAACGACGGCUUACUGAGGACCUUAAGGAAAAGGUCCGAGUGGUACAGGACCAGUGGAGGAGUGCACUGGGGGAGAAUAUCACGCUCGUCAAGGAGCGGCUGGGAGAGUGGCUGCUACAGAUGGGCGGAUGGGACGAGUCGCUUGAAGAUGGAGGUGUGGGAGGAGUCUAG
Molecule: messenger RNA, 3483 nt
Organism: Fusarium keratoplasticum
Lineage: Eukaryota; Fungi; Ascomycota; Sordariomycetes; Hypocreales; Nectriaceae
Exons: 2
Coding region: 1-3483 (1160 amino acids)
Source: RefSeq, a predicted model, not a curated record